CCUAGCGGUCGCUGAUGUACUCCUGCAAGAACUUAGUUUCACGCUCACGUAUAUUCGCGUGUAGUUGGCGUCCACGCCUAGUUGUGAACCCUGAGUCUAGUCAGUGCACCACGCUCCGGCUCCUGCUGCUUCUGCUCUCUUGAAUGAUCUUACCUACAGCAGUAUUCGGUGCGAAUAGGCUAUAUUCAGUGCGAGACGGUGCUAAUUGGUGCGAAUCGGUGCAGAUCAGUUCAGAAUGUCGAAGCGUGAGAUGCACCAGAAGCUGUUCGAGGAGUUUGACUACAAGGAAAAGGCCGGAACCGCGUGGAGCCACAACUACCUGAACCAGAAGCCAUGGCACCCGCUCUCGUACCCCAACCAGCGGCGCAAGUGGAUUGCGGAGCAGAUGCACGGCAUACAGGACAAGCGACUGACGGAAAUAGAGAAAGAGUUUCAAAAGGAGCAGGAGUACUUCAAACAAACCGCUCUGCUCUCUAAGAAACAAAAAGCGAAAGCGGAGGCGAUGCAGUCGGUGUCGUUCCUCUACAUGAAGCCGCCCGGGUACAACGCGGAGAGCGCACGGGCGGCAGAGCUGGCGGAGGAGGAGCGGGUGAAGCAGGAGAGGGAGAAGCAGAUGAUGCUGGAGGGGCAGGGGGAUGAUGGAGGGGGGGAAGGCGGAGGGGGAAGUGCGGGAGGAGGAGGGGAAGGUGGAAACGGAGAGGGGGAAGGAGGGGAGGGUGGCGGGAUGGCGAGAGAUGGGGCGUUGGUGCUGGCGGAUGCAGGUGAGACGGCAGGUGGCGACAAGGACAAGGAGAAGAAGAAGAAGAAGCCGCGAGCAACGGAUGUGUUUGGCCGCGCCGUGCCCACUGGCGACGACUUUGAAGUGCUCAAGAACGCUCCCAGGAUGGACACGGGGAUCAUUGGCAGGCCGCGCCCCUUUGGUCUAGAGCUCCGAAACGUCAAGUGCGGGCGGUGUGGGGCGAUAGGGCACAGCAGCGGGGAGCGGGAGUGCCCUCUCUUCAACUCGGUCACUGAGAAUGACCUCAAGCGCCAACAGAGGGAGGACCCUCUCUCGCACAUCUUGGCGCUCAACCGCCCGCAGCCGUUUGGAUGGGAGCUGAAGGAGCAAGGAGCAGGAGGGAUGAGCCCCGCCCGGGGCGGCUUCAAGCCAAACGACGCCAACCAGCAGAUCCUGCCGCCCAGCGAUGACGAGAACGAGGGCGUGUUCGACCAGUACGGGGGCUUCCUUCUUGGCGGGGAGGAGGGGGUAGCAGUAGGGGCAGCAGGUUUUGCUGCUGUUGGAGGAGUGGGCGGAGUGGGAGGGAUAGGAGGGGUAGGAGGAGUAGGGGGGCUCCUGCCUGGUAUUCCUUCCUCUGUUCUGGAUUCUCUUACGAAGCAGCAGCGGAAGGACUUGAGCCGUGCUUUGAGGAAGAAGGAGGAGGAAGAGCGGAAGAAGAGGAGGAAGAAGAAGAAGAAGACGAGAGCAGGGGGGGAGAGUAAGAAGGGGAGGGAGAAGGGUAGCAAGAAGGACAAGAAGGGCCACAGGCGGCGCCAUCACCACCACAAGGACUCGGAUUCGUCCUCGGAUUCUGGAUCAGAUUCUUCAGAAUCUGAAUCAGAUGCCGAUUCGAGCUCAGAGGGUGGGGGAAGUUCCAGCUCUGGUGACAGUAGUGGGAGUGUCAGCAGCAGCAGUGACAGCAGCGGCAGUGACAGUAGGAAGAGAAAGCGUCGAAGCAGGUCGAAGGGUAAGCGGUCACAUGAGAGGAAGGGGAGGGAGAAGCAGAGGAUAAGAAGGGGAGAAAGUGCAGAGAAAGGUACAGGCCGCUCAGAGGAGAAAGGGGGGAGGGCUAGCAGCAGGAGGGUAGAGAGCAAGGAGCAAGCUUCUGAGACUGCUGGUGAGCGUGCCACUGAGGAAGGAGAGAAGGGUGGGGUUGAGAGACGAGACCGACAAGGCUCGGAGGAUUUGAAGGGGAGAAGAUUGGGAGGGGAGGACAGGGAUAGGAGAGAUGGGGGGAACAGGAGAGAAGAGAGAGGGCAGGAUAGAGAGAAAGGAGAAGAGGAUGGUUUGAGAGCGGGGAGUGCUAGAAAUGAAGAGAGGGGAGUGGGAGUGAAGCGGGAUCGUCAUGGAGACAGACGAGAUGAGAGGGGAGAGAUGAGAGGGAGGAGAGAGAUAGGAGGGGAGAGGGUGGCAGGAAGGAAGGCAGAGAACGGAGGGGCAGGGAGGAGGAGCGUGAAAGGAGAAGUGAUCAAGGAGACGCAAGGGAGGGGCGAGACAGAAGAUAGUAGGUGGCAAAAGUCGUGUAUGCAGCACAGGAAGGCACCGUCAAUGCACAACUCGCCCGACUCCAGCUACAACCUGAAGAAUCUGCCAUUUGGCUGACCCUCAAGCUUGGAAGCUCAGUUUCCCACUUCCACUGCGUAGGUAGAUAUGAUGUGUAUGUAUGUAGUACAUUUAUUACACGCGUAUGUAUGGGUUCUGCUGUACUUGACCACAUGAACAUGGUGUCAGAAACUCAGCCACUAACCAUA
Closterium sp. NIES-67 is the source of this 2508-nucleotide messenger RNA. Lineage: Eukaryota; Viridiplantae; Streptophyta; Zygnematophyceae; Desmidiales; Closteriaceae. The record is from the annotation of a GenBank genome assembly.